AUGUCAAACUUUGUUAUAGCCCAGGGCAUUAUCGUCCUGAUCGGCGUCCUUGUUUAUUCUCUUUUCUUUCGCAAAAAGCGAGAGGCCCUUCUGCCUUUACCGCCUGGCCCAAAGCCAAUCCCCAUUCUCGGCAAUAUCAGGGACGGCCCACCCCCUGGAGUACCAGAGUUCGAGCACUGGGUUACUUUCAAAGACAAAUACGGUCCUAUAAACUCUCAACUCGGAACCAAGCACCUAGCGAGUCAAUACGUCGAUACUCAAGAUGUUGAGUCGAAGCGUUUUCUGCUACGGAUUUUGAUGGAUCCCCUCCAUCUAUUUAAACAUAUAAAAACACAGACGGCUUCUACUAUAUUGAAACUCACCUAUGGCUACUCAGCAGAGCUACACGGCCCAGAUCCCCUGACUGCUCUGAUUAACAAAGUUGUGGAUAACGCUUCCGCGAUUUUAAUUCCUUUUUCAUGGGCUGUUGAUCUUUUUCCAUUCCUCUCGUAUCUACCUGACUGGUUCCCAGGCUUUAAGCAAACUGCUCGCGAAUGGAGAGGGCUGCUUGAUGCUUCUGCUGACAUCCCUUACGCUUUCGCUAAGCAGCAAAUGGAAAAGGGCUCGUAUCAGCCAUCGUACAUAACCAAACUCAUCAGUUCCUUCAAGGAAGAAGGCAAAGAGAUUGAUGAAGAGUUUGAUGAAGCCAUUCGAUGGACAGCGGGAGUCAUGUUUGCCGGCGGGGCAGAUACUACAGUCUCGACUAUCAAAACAUUCUUGCUAGGCAUGGUCUUGAACCCCGACGUGCAGCGAAAAGCUCAAGAGGAAAUCGACAGAGUGGUGGGCACUCACCGUCUCCCCGAAGCCAGCGACGAGGAAAGCCUGCCCUACGUUGCAGGCGUGAUUAAAGAAGCACUUCGAACUUUCCCCGUCGUACCCAUGGGCCUGCCUCACGAAGCUGCGGAGGAUAUAAUCUUUCGAGGUUAUCGCAUUCCCAAAGGUUCAUUUUUACGCCCUUGUGUGUGGUGGUAUUUGCACGAUCCGAAAACAUACGCAAACCCUUCGAAAUUUGAUCCUGAGCGGUAUCUCGAACCUCGGAACGAGCCAGACCCCAUGGAGUCGUUUGGAUAUGGCCGGCGAAUAUGCCCUGGCAGAUUUCUCGCGCAUGAAGGUCUGUUCAUCACAAUCUCACGAUUAUUGGCGACCUUCACCAUAAGCAAAGCAAUGCAUGAGGGGAAGCCAGUUGAUUUCGAACCCAGACAUGUAACAGAUGGUGCGCUGGACCAUCCGGCAGAUUUCCCCUAUAGUAUUGCUCCGAGAAGCGAGAAGCAUGCGGAAAUGAUCCGAAGAGUAGAAGUAGAUCACCCGUGGGAUGGGGGCAGCGCGAGAGAUAUUCAAGGGAAUGCUAUAUUUGACAAGUUCAAGGCGGAGUGCGCCGCUGGAAUAAGCACCUACUGA
Molecule: messenger RNA, 1437 nt
Organism: Trichoderma breve
Lineage: Eukaryota; Fungi; Ascomycota; Sordariomycetes; Hypocreales; Hypocreaceae
Product: cytochrome p450 domain-containing protein
Exons: 3
Coding region: 1-1437 (478 amino acids)
Molecular function (GO): iron ion binding; heme binding; oxidoreductase activity, acting on paired donors, with incorporation or reduction of molecular oxygen
Source: RefSeq, a predicted model, not a curated record